Messenger RNA from Linum trigynum, 1540 nucleotides. NCBI's taxonomy places the organism in Eukaryota, Viridiplantae, Streptophyta, Magnoliopsida, Malpighiales, Linaceae. The record is from the annotation of a GenBank genome assembly.
UUGUUCCAUGCACAACCAACAAGAGAACACAACGGAAUCAUUCCUCACAUUCUCCAUUAUACAUUGUACAGUAAACUCCACUACUACUGACAAGCAAAUAUACUCUGUUUUUCUCAUCAUAAUCCAUGGCUGACACUCAUGAAAUCAGCUCAGAACAUCAACGAUUCGGCCUGCCCGGGUUCCGAUUCCACCCGACGGAGGAAGAGCUGGUCGAAUUCUACCUCAAGAACGUGAUCUUCGGUAAGAAGCUCAUCAGCCUCGACGUCAUCGGCUACCUCAACAUCUACCGCUACGAGCCCAGGGAGCUUCCCAGAUUGGCGAAGACGGACGGGGAGAGGGAGUGGUAUUUCUACGUGCCGAGGGACAGGAAGCACGGAGGGAGCAUCGGCCGGCCGAACCGGACGACGGAGAAAGGGUUCUGGAAAGCGACCGGCUCGGACCGGAAGAUAUGGCGGCUGUCGGAGCCCAAGCGGCAGAUUGGGCUGAGGAAGACUCUGGUUUUCUACCAGGGCAGAGCUCCACGAGGAACCAAGACCGAUUGGGUCAUGAACGAGUACCGCCUCCCUGACUCUUCAGCUCUUCCCAAGGACAUUGUCUUGUGCAAGAUCUAUAGGAAGGCAACUUCUCUGAGAGUCUUGGAACAGAGGGCAGCAAUGGAAGAACACCAACAACUACAGCAACAACAUUCCUUCAUGAACAGUAACCUCGAUCCAUUAUCAUCACCAUCAUCCCCUUCACUAAAUACCACCACCAUGUCCAUGUCGCCAGACCCAUGGGCCACAGCGUCCGGCCCGCUCCAGGACGGCCUAUUUCAAUACCAGAACCCUGGGCCUCCCGACGUUGCGAACCGACACGUGGCCUUUAUGAUGAAGACGGAAGCUGCUGAUAUUGCCACCAACUACGAUGGUGGUUAUUGUGACGAUGGCGGGAGCGAGAACUACAGAACGGUGACGACGUCUGCUGCCGACGUCGUUUCAGCUUCUUGUACGUUGCUGCAGCAGUUCCCGCCGCCGCCGGCGGCGGAGGGAAAGGUGAUGAACCAUUGCAAGUUGCCGGAGCUUCAAGUGCCGAGCAAGCUGAGCAGUACAAUUGGGGAUUGGAGCCAGGACCCUUUUUGCUUGAUCAGCCCUUGGCUACAUCAGAAUUUGACCCCUUUGGCUACUCUCUUGAACUUGUAAUUAAUUAAUGGUCUAGCUUAGAAGUAAUUAGCCUUAAUUAUGUAUCCGUCGAAACGUCCUUGAAAAAUUGUAACAAAUGAAGAGUUAAACUACACAUCUACAUAUUAUGAUUUCUAUAAUAAAAUGUAACCUGGCCUUUAGAUCAUGGGCUUUUUGGCCCAAGCAAGAUGGAUAUAACUUAAUUUAAUUGGACUGUAAUUGGUGGGGUGCGCCAGGCCCAUGCAGUAGUGCAACGCAAGGGCGACACGCGAGAAGGCCCCUGAAGCAAGCUCCAGUAGUGGGCUUUCUCCCCCUAAAAAAAUUAAUUUAAUAUCGUGUGGGCCAUUGGCCCACGUAUCAGAUAUUAAACUGAUAAGAACAGA